AAUAACUUGUAUAAUCAUUAUGAGUACUAUUCCAUCAGUAAAUGAAGAAGAGUUUCGCCAUAUUCAAUGGAGUUCACAUUACAUUGUAAAGCAGGGAUCUUCAGAAUUGAAUGAAGGUGAUAAGAUUGUAUUACCAGCUACUGCACUCGAACAAUUACUUAAUCAAGUUGGAGGAUCUUCUGGAGUUUUACCUUCACCUUUAACUUUUGAAUUACGCCAUCCUCAUAUACCCAAAGCCGUAAUUCACUCAGGCGUAAAAGAAUUUAGUUCGUCAAGUAAUACAGUUGCUCAACUACCUCAAUGGAUGAUGUCUGCACUAGAUUUAAAACAAGACGAUCAUGUCUUGAUCAAGCUUAAACUUUUACCAAAAGGUACAUGGACACGACUAAAGCCUAUGUCCGAGGAUUAUAGAGAAAUUACUGAUUAUCGUGCUGCCCUCGAGUCUCAUUUACGUAGUCAUUAUAAUACACUGACAAAAGGACAGAUUUUAUCUUGUCGUUAUGGUGGUCGUAUAUAUAAUUUUCAUGUUGUCGAUUUGAAGCCAGAAGAUGCUGUAUCGAUUACAGACACCGAUCUAGAAGUUGAUAUAGAUCCUAUUAACAAUGAUACAACAAAGCCAACUAUACAGUCUUCUUCAUCGGUUAACAUUGUCAAUCUUAAUGAAACAGUAACUCGAACAAUAAUAGCCAAAAAUGAAUAUAAAUACUGGAAGUUAGCAUUAAAUGUUGAUGAACAACAACUAAAGCAACUAAAUCAGCUGUCAUUAUUAGUUAAUGUAGACGUUGAAAAUGGUGAUGCAGAUAUCAUAAUUAGUAAAACAGAUAAAAUGCCUACCCUUGAUAACCAUGAGUGGUCUGACUUAUCCUCAAAUAAGAAAAAAACAAUUCAGAUAGCUACUACAAAUUUAUUAACAAGCAGUAAAUUAAUAUACAUCGGUAUCCAUGGAUAUACUGAAAAUACGAUUGUUACAUGGAAUACAGUAUUCACUAGUGGUUGUGAUGAUACCAAAGUAGAUACUAUACAGGAUAAUGAAAGUAAAGAAGGAAAAGUAGAAUGUAAAAACUGUCAUGGAUGGAUAGCAGAGCGCACAUUAAUGUUACAUGAAGGAUUUUGUUUCAGAAAUAAUGUACUUUGCCCUUGGGGAUGUGGCAAAGUGUUUAAAAAGGAUAGUGAAGACUUUAGAGAGCACUGGCAUUGUAAUCAAUGUGAUUAUAUUGGAAACACGAGUGGGAUUGAGUAUGAAAAACAUAUCGAUUACUAUCAUACAUUGAAGACAUGCGUGUGUAAUGGUUUUAGAUCUUCAUCCUAUGAGGAAUUGAGCAAGCAUCGUCAAACAAAUUGUCCUGAAAAACUGAUUACUUGUCGAUAUUGUCAUAAUUUAACAGCACAAGGUGUAAUAUCUUUAGAUGCAAGAGAUCGAUUGCUCGGACUCUAUUCACACGAAAGUUAUUGUGGAUCACGUACAAUUACCUGUCAAAAAUGCCACAAAUCUAUACCCAUUAAAGAUAUUCAAGUACAUGCAAAGAUUCAUGAAGUAAAACGACAACAACAAGUUUUGCCUCCUGCUUGUUCUAAUUAUAACUGUAUUCGACCUAGAACAAGAAAUAAGCUUUCUCUCUGUCAAUUUUGUUUUGGACCUUUUUGGAUUAUGGAAGAUGAUCCCAAAAAUGUUAAACUAAUACAAAGAGUAGCACGUAAAAUUCAUUCCCAAUUAACUGUUGGUUGCGGAAAUGAGUGGUGUAGAAAUAAGUAUUGUGCAACCUGUACAAAAGAUCCAAAGGAUGCAACUACAGCUGCAAGUUUAUUAAUUCCAUUAAUCAAGGGUUUACCCAAAGAGUUAUCACUUCCUAACCCUAACCCUGUACUUUACCUUUGUGUAGAUGAAUCAACAUCUAGAAAGAGAUUUUUAGCAGAAAUUGUAUAUAAUGAAUUAGAGGGUAAAUAUGAUCUAGGAUGGUGUGUUAAAGCAAUAGAAAGUGAACAGGAAGACUUAGAUAAAGCAAAAUUAUGGUUAGAUAAAAAUGCGCCCAGAGGAAAGAAUUAAUUCAUUAUAUUUUGUGUAUAUAUAACAGUGAUC
Molecule: messenger RNA, 2077 nt
Organism: Cokeromyces recurvatus
Lineage: Eukaryota; Fungi; Mucoromycota; Mucoromycetes; Mucorales; Mucoraceae
Product: ubiquitin fusion degradation protein UFD1-domain-containing protein
Exons: 4
Coding region: 20-2044 (674 amino acids)
Cellular component (GO): VCP-NPL4-UFD1 AAA ATPase complex
Molecular function (GO): polyubiquitin modification-dependent protein binding
Source: RefSeq, a predicted model, not a curated record